AUGUUACAACACCAGCAACAAUCUCAGGUGUCACAAGGAUACUAUGACUACAACCAGUCCAGUCCAACAAAUUUCAAUAAUUCUGAUUCUCUGAAUACAACACCAUUUUCCGUUAAGGAUAUUCUGAAUUUGGUCAAUCAAAAUGAGAAUUAUGAGGUUUUCGGCACAUUAGAGAGUUCGAUGCAUAGUGUUCCGACGCCUGCAUCUUGCGUCAACGAUUACGAUACACAAAGUUACCAGGAGACGACACUCAGUUCAACGCCAGUUAUGCCACAGCUUCAAGUGCCAUCAAUGACCGCGGCGGCGUCGAUGGCGGCGGUCGGUGCAUCAACUUCCGCCUACCACUAUCCCCAUCAUCAUCCUCAUGCUCAUGCAGCUUUCGGCGAUUAUCCCUCUGCCCCACAUGCCCAUGCGGUCGCCGCAGCGUAUCCAUCACAUCUUCAUUCGCAUCCACAUACACACCCACACCCACAUCCACAUAACCACCCGCCUCCGCCGCCACAUCCGAAUCCCCACACACAUACACAGCACGUACCUUCCUACCAACAUUACGGUGCGGUGCAAUGGUACAUGUCGCCACCUGCAGUAACCAACAGCAAUGCCAUGUGUGCACCUGGUAGUAGUGUCUCGCCAAAUGCGUCCGCUUACGGCGUGACGAUAGCCCAUCCAGCAGCAUACAACUACAAUUAUCAACACCCAAGUGAUGCUUACAUGAAUGGCGUAAAUGGCGUUGGCAGCAUAGAAAACACCAGCAGUAGAAGCGAAUACAAUUCCACGCCAUAUGUGACGCCAUCGCCCACCUUGGAUCUGAAUAGUUCAACAGAAGUGGGCGAUCCACAUGCGGCAUCUGGGCUGACAGCGAAAUUGACGUCUUUGCCGCCGAAAGGCAGCGGUAGCUGCAAAACGGGAGGUGUGUCGCAACAAUCUUUGCAUAAUCUGCUGGAGACCACCAACAAUAGCGCAUCAAUGCAGCAAAUAUCCAAUAGCGUUGCCAGCGGUAUGAAUACGGUUAACGGAAGUUUGUGUGGGUCAAAGAGUGUGGCGGACAAUGUGCAGAGAUCAAGCGAGAAUGCUGCUGUGAGUGCUGGCGGCAGCGGGGACUGUGGAAUUCCUAAACGCAGAGACAUUUCUCAUGUCACUUCGUCUCGUUCGGAACUUCGUAAAAAUGGCAAACCGCGUUGUAAACGUAAGCCACGCGUUCUUUUCUCACAGGCUCAGGUGCUGGAAUUAGAGUGUCGGUUUCGUUUGCAGAAGUACCUGACCGGCGCCGAACGCGAAGUCAUCGCUCAUAAGCUAAAUUUAUCGCCAACUCAGGUGAAGAUUUGGUUUCAGAAUCGACGUUAUAAGUCGAAGCGUGGAGAAAUCGACGGCGACACACUCUCGGCCAAAUUGAAAGCAGACAGCACAUCGGGCGUGAUGGCGGCAGGUGGUGUAAUGUGGGGUCAAUUGCAUCGUCAACAUCAAUCACACCCACAACAGACGACGGCGCAAAUGAUGCACCACUCAUAACACACCGUAAGAUUUCUGGCAUUCGCUUUCAAGUUGCCAAUAUAAAGAAAAUUUGCUUUGCGCCAAGUACCUUUGAAAUAAUGUUAACAAUCAAAAUAGAAUAAUGCGAAAGGUCGAUAAAAACGGAGCAUCUUCACACAUUAUAUAUUAAUAAAAUUAGCUUAAUAAGUGAGUUGUAA
Molecule: messenger RNA, 1688 nt
Organism: Anastrepha obliqua
Lineage: Eukaryota; Metazoa; Arthropoda; Insecta; Diptera; Tephritidae
Product: muscle-specific homeobox protein tinman
Exons: 4
Coding region: 1-1509 (502 amino acids)
Biological process (GO): cell differentiation; regulation of transcription by RNA polymerase II
Cellular component (GO): nucleus
Molecular function (GO): DNA-binding transcription factor activity, RNA polymerase II-specific; RNA polymerase II cis-regulatory region sequence-specific DNA binding
Source: RefSeq, a predicted model, not a curated record